Molecule: messenger RNA, 873 nt
Organism: Suillus paluster
Lineage: Eukaryota; Fungi; Basidiomycota; Agaricomycetes; Boletales; Suillaceae
Exons: 5
Coding region: 1-873 (290 amino acids)
Source: RefSeq, a predicted model, not a curated record
AUGUGGCACCUUGUUGGGCAAUACAGCAUUGGCUCCUCCACCCAGGAAAAUAUCAAGAGUUACAGCAAUGGAGACGAGAUGGAGAUGAACCACACCAAGUACCAGCUACACAUGCAGGAGGUGACAAUGCUUUUGCAGACUCUUCUAAUCCAAUGCAUGAUAUGCAUGAUGCCUGGGGUUGGCAUGCAAUUCAAGCCAGUUUGCAACGUGUAUAUCAUGACAAUGGUCAACUUCAUGUCUUGGAUGAUGAUGUUCAUAACCUCCAACAAUGCUUUGUCUCACUGCCUUGUGGACUCAUAUGGAAAAUCAAUGUUGACUGACAUCAAAGGCUCUCAUAAGUAUCUGUACAUCAGGUUCCAGGCCAUCAAACGAGGCAAUCACUCCAUGGGGGCACUCUACAUGACUUGCUCCAAUAAUCCUCAUGGUGUUUGCUACCUUACUGAAGAGACUUUUCUGAUCAUGGUCCUCCCUGGACCAAAUGAACCGAACCUGGAGCAGCUCAAUAAGAUUGUGGCAAAGUUCAUGUCCGAUAUGAUUGAACUUUAUGGUGGACAAGAGUUUCGAAUAUAUGGACAUAAGGAUAAGCACCCCAUUCACUCAGCUCUCAACAGCGAGGUCUCCAAUCUUCCAGCAAGUUGUAAAAUUGAAGGUCUUGCCUCAUUUUCAUCAAAGUUGUUUAUGUGUCCACAAUGCAAAACACCUUCGUAUUAUCUUGCAGACCCACGUGGUUUCAAUCCAACAGCUGUCAACUCAGUCGUGGAGUUCAUGCACUGUGUAUAUCUCUGUAUGGUUAGGCAUGUGACGAAGGUCAUCAUCCUUCAGUCUGGCAUGCUCAAUCCCAUUCCUCGAGAAGACUGGUAUCCUCUGGAAUGA